AUGGUCAGACUCGCCAAAGCCCGCAUUGAAUUAAACAAAAUUCUCAAAGUGAGUUACGAAAAAAAAUAAUGGUACUAUAGGUACAGUAAUUUUGCAGUUCGGAAUGAUUGGUUUGGGAGUGCUGCAUUUUGUGGUUUGGAUUUUGGCAGUGGUGCAGUGUGUGAGGUGAGAGAUAAUGAAAAAGAUCAGAGGUUCGAGGUGAAGCUUUGUUUUGCAGACAAGGAAUAUUGAUAGAAAAACAUACAAAUAUAAAAGAUGGACCAGUAUUAUCCAAUGUAAUGUUCCCAACUCCAUUUGCUCCAUUUUUCGUCGCAGCAGCUUGUAUAGCUUUCGCAUUCCUCCCGAUGUAUUUCAUGAUAUAUGUGCUAACUCUUCUAACAACAAUCGAAAUUGGGCUAUUCAUUUGGCCACUUGUAGUAACUGUGGCCAACAUGAAACUUCUUUCAGAAAUCGUAGAGUUCUGGAAAACGAACAUGGAUAGAACCAGUCAACAACAGAAAAAAGACAUUUUUAAAAAAGCCAUUGAUUUUUUGAAUAACGAAUUAGAACCGCUUUACAUUAUGGAUUAUGUUGUUUUGGGAAUCGGGUUAUUUGUGGGUGUUUUCACGAUUUUAUUGAUUGGAUUUCUUGCAUUGUAGGUUCUUUUGGGUGGGAAAAAAAAAAUUUUUUUUUUUUUUUUUUUUUUAGCACAAGUACACCUAGCGCUGGCGGUGGUGGAUUUUUUGGCUCGAAACCUCGUGCAGCAAAGUCGCCGGGAACACCGAGUGGAACUGCGACUGAUUCGGCGGCUGUUUAG
Molecule: messenger RNA, 796 nt
Organism: Caenorhabditis angaria
Lineage: Eukaryota; Metazoa; Nematoda; Chromadorea; Rhabditida; Rhabditidae
Source: the annotation of a GenBank genome assembly